AUGGCGGGCAGUUUCCUCGAAGACCUCUGGGAGUCUAUCUUCACCCCAGGUCCCACACCGACCCUCCUUAUCGCGACCAACGCCUCCUUCGCUGCCCUCCAGCUUCUCUUCUUCGCGCUCUUUAUUGGCACCUACAGUAUCCACUUCGUAAUCCUGUCCUUCCUCACUGGCGGCCUCUGGUACGGCAUCAACUGGUUCGCGAAGGAGAUAAGCAUAGCGCAGAAGGCAGAAGAGGAGGCUAAGCGCAUUCGCGCUGAGAGGCGCGGGAGUGAGAAGGACGCAGCUGGCGACGGAGACCAAGCAGACAUCGACACAGGGGAUGACACGGAAGUCGACGCAAAGGAGGAGGUGCAGAAGCAGACUGACGGGCUAGCAAAGAAGGAGAAGCGUGCCAGGCCCGAGACCCAGAGCACCGUGUUUGUAGACAGGCCCGAGAGGGAGCAGACACCCCGGGCUACUGCGAGCGCCUCCGGUGGUGGACCUGCUGGAGCAAGCACAACUGGCGCGUCGACUAGGCUUGCGCCGCUGGUGGACGGUGCGAUGAAGCAGCGGAAGGGCGGGCUUGGAGAGAGCACGGGGGAUUUGAGUACAGAUAGCGAGUGGGACAAGCUUUCCGAGGACUCGGAGGGGCGAUAG
Molecule: messenger RNA, 636 nt
Organism: Didymella exigua CBS 183.55
Lineage: Eukaryota; Fungi; Ascomycota; Dothideomycetes; Pleosporales; Didymellaceae
Product: Pkr1-domain-containing protein
Exons: 1
Coding region: 1-636 (211 amino acids)
Biological process (GO): vacuolar proton-transporting V-type ATPase complex assembly
Cellular component (GO): endoplasmic reticulum membrane
Source: RefSeq, a predicted model, not a curated record